UGUACAUAAUUUACCUUGCUGACUAAGAAUUUCGUUAUCUAAACAAAUUUAAUUUAAAUUAAGGACCAUGCACGGGCGUGUCAAAGUGAGGACCACGGAGGAGGAGCGCGAGCGCAAGAAGAAGGAGCAGGCUCUGAAAGUGCGGGCGUAUCGGGCGGCCAUGGGGAGGAUUCAAAAGAAACGUGAGGCGGGGGAGCUGGACAAUGAAAUGCUCACCCUGACGGUUCAGAUCCUGCAGCGCAAUCCGGACGUGAGCACUCUGUGGAACAUUCGCCGGGAGUGCGUCCUGGAGAAGCUCUCCAAGCUGAAGGAGGAGGCGGAGAUUGAGGCGAAGCAGCCCACACAAGCAGAGCCCCUGGGGGAUAAGCCCCCGGAGAAGGAUGACAAGGCCCAUUCCAUAUUCACCUGCGAACUGGACCUUACCGAACAGUGCCUGAUGGUCAACCCCAAGUCCUACAACGCCUGGCACCACCGCUGCUGGACCCUGGAGCAGGAUCCCCGGGCGGACUGGCAGAGGGAGUUGCAAUUGUGCAACAAAUACCUCAAGUACGACGAGCGCAACUUCCACACCUGGGACUACAGACGCUAUGUGACCGCCAAGGCGGCGGUGCCCGCCGCACAGGAACUCGACUUUUGCACCGAGAAAAUCAAGGUCAACUUCUCCAACUACUCGAGCUGGCACCAUCGAAGCCUGCUGCUCCCGGAGCUCUAUCCCAACGAGCAGAGGGAUCGGCCCAUGAGCGAGGAAAAGCUGCAGCAGGAACUGGAGAUGGUGCUGACGGCCGCCUUCACGGAUCCCAACGACAGCAGUGCCUGGUUCUACCAGCGUUGGCUGCUGGGCAGUGGUGCUCAACUGGAUCAGGUGCCCAGGAUAGCUGCUUUUCGGCUGGAGUCUCACGGGGCAGUCCUCGCCAUAGAUAAUCCCUACCCAGAUCUGGAACAACUGAAGGCCGAGUUGGUUGGCGGAGGACAGACAGUUAAAUUGCAAUCUUGGCUGCCAGUAGACCGCACCGGCACCUGCUGGAAGUGUCAGCAGACCUUUGAUUACCAAAGAAACUCAACCUACUCCCUUAAGCUUUCCGACCAGGAGGUCAAUCUCUCACCCCUGCCUGGCUCCGGAGAUGGAGCUUUUUACUUUACGCCACCGCAUGCCGCCGCCAGUUGCAGCAUGGAACUCUUAAAGGAGCUGCAAACGCAGCUCCAAUCCUGCCUAGAUCUUUUGGAAUAUGAACCGGACAGCAAGUGGACUUUACUUACAAGUGCCCUCCUAAUGCGUGCCAUUGACGUGUCAGCCAACCACGAAAAGAGUUUGGCCCACUUGGCUAAGCUGGAGAAAGUAGACGCAAUGCGGGAGGGAUACUACAAGGACCUUGCUGCCAGGUGGACCUUGGAGUAUGAGCUAGCGAAGUGGCCACAAACUGAAGGAUUCCCGAGGAACUUCACGUUGGCGGAGGAUGUAUUGCUGGCCUCGCUGCCUUAUGGACAAUACUUUGUCAUUGCCGACGAGUUGAAUUUGUCCACCAAGCUCAGGGAGCAACUGGGAGACUCGGUGCCCAUAACCUUUGUUGACUUAAAGGUGAAAACCGAUUUGUAGAGUAGACUAAGUGGGAACUUUUGUUUCCUUUGAACUGGUUUCGAUAAACUAUUUUCCAUUCGGUGCUUUAUAGAUUGGCUACCCUGGUAGAAUUUGUUAGGAACAAUUUAAUUUAGCAUUUAUUCAUAUAUAUAAAAAAAAAAUUUUCUAUAACACAGUUUUGUAUGUAUAUAAUAUCAAAUAGUACGAUUUAUAAAUAAAAAGAAGUGUAUUAUUGAAGCUCA
This is a messenger RNA of Drosophila biarmipes, 1818 nucleotides long. RefSeq names its product geranylgeranyl transferase type-2 subunit alpha (gene RabGGTa). Gene Ontology annotation, biological process: protein geranylgeranylation. The coding region runs from base 68 to 1594 and encodes 508 amino acids. Lineage: Eukaryota; Metazoa; Arthropoda; Insecta; Diptera; Drosophilidae. Gene Ontology annotation, molecular function: Rab geranylgeranyltransferase activity. Gene Ontology annotation, cellular component: Rab-protein geranylgeranyltransferase complex; cytoplasm. The record is from RefSeq and is a predicted model, not a curated record. The transcript has a single exon.